This is a messenger RNA of Acanthochromis polyacanthus (spiny chromis), 5366 nucleotides long. RefSeq names its product leucine-rich repeat-containing protein 3-like. The transcript is spliced from 2 exons. Gene Ontology annotation, cellular component: extracellular matrix. Gene Ontology annotation, molecular function: protein binding. Lineage: Eukaryota; Metazoa; Chordata; Actinopteri; Pomacentridae. Bases 1257 to 2108 code for a protein of 283 amino acids. The record is from RefSeq and is a predicted model, not a curated record.
GCAUGCUGAUGUGUGUAUUCAUGAAGAUGGUCUUUUUCUUGUUAAAAUCAUCUUUGGCUAUGGCAAGACAUAUUGCAGCAAGACUAGUGCUCUCUAAAAAACUGUUCUUGCUGAUGGCCUGAUCACGACCACCACUGACAUACUUAGUCACAUGAGGAGGAGUUGCUGUGCAAUUUUUCUGUUCAUCCAUUAUCCAUGCACCGCUGAAUCCUCUGUAGGGUCGUAGGGGGCUGGAAUCUAUCCCAGCUGACUUAGGGUGAAGGCAAGAUCCCUGACCUGGUCUAUUUUUCCAUGCAUAUUGGAGUAAUGCAAAGAUCAUUAAUGUCAGACAAUGUGGAGUGUCAACGACAAUAUAAUAUAUCUAAAUGCAGAUGUCCGUUAGGUCACUCAUCCUUUCAAACCACUAACCUGUUGUGCAGUCUUUAAUACUGAAGCUCCUGCCAUCUGUGCCCAAACAAUGAAUGUUCCUCAAAAGUAAUUUACUUAUUUAACUCUUCCCAAUAUAAAAAUCAGCAGUGACCAGGCCUGCUCAUGCCACAGAGCUUAAUUAGAUGUAAAUUGCUUGUUGCCACCAUGCAGUGCUCCUCUGUGCUCAUGUUUCCAUGCAUUCCUGCAGGAUUUUCUGAUAAUUUCUCACCUGCCUGUGUAUUUUGCUUUUUCUGUCCUCUGAAAUAUCUUUGUGUACCUGUGUUCCUGGCUGGGAUUCAAUCCAAUUUUGCUGGAAGACGUGAUUGUAAGAAUUAAAUUACACCCAGAGGUAAUUAGUUCAUGGAGGUAAGCAGUGUGUUCUGAGAAAUCCGGGAUUGAUGCCAUCUAUAGUGAGGGCGAGAAGAAGUGAUGAUGGGACCCACUUCCUCCUGUGUUUGUGUUUUGUCUCUAGCACACACUAAGAGAGAGAGGGAGGGAGGGAGAUAGAGAGAGAGUUUGCCCCACAUCUUCAUCGCUAUAACUACCCUCCUCUGGUGGAGACAGUCAGUGAUGGAGCUGUCUGCAGGCGACGAACCACGGAGCCGCCACUGAUUCUCAAAAAUUUAUCGACACUGAAGCAGGAGAUGAUGAUCAGUCUUCCUUCGGGGAAACAUCCAAAGUAAAACUACAAACUCAGUCUAAGAAAGAAAGACAGAAAGGAAAAAAAAAGACAUCCUCAUUCGCCGUGUGGACCUAAACUUCUCAAGAAACCAUUUAACAGAUUCUCCUGCUGCGACCGUGUGCAUCUGAUUGGGACCUGGUGUGUGUCAGGGGGCUAUGGUGAGGCGAUGUGCACAGGAUGGUGUGAGGAGAGAUGUACCAGCGUCGGUGGAGGGAGAGCUAAAGGACUGGAUCUGCAUUCAUGGCUGUGGGUGUCGCUUUUGUUCUCGGCUCUGUGGGGUCAGGCAUCCCUGCAGUGCCCAGACAGCUGCCACUGUGCCUGGGACACGGCCACGGUGCUGUGCUCGGACGCGGGGCUGCGGGAGAUCCCAGAGGGGAUCCCGCCAGAAACUGUCUCCCUCCACCUGGAACGCAACUACAUCCGGAACAUCCCCGAGAGUGCCUUCAGCGAUCUGGUCCACCUGCGGGACCUGUACCUGUCCCACAACCGCAUCGACUCGCUCGCCUCGGGAGCCCUGCGGCACCUGGGCCCCGAGCUGCGCCUGCUGGACCUGUCGCACAACCAGCUGAGGCAGGCCAACAGGGAGGAGUUCGGCUCCACUCGGGCAAAGACUCGCCUCUACCACAACCCCUGGCACUGUGAUUGUGCCCUCCAGGAGCUGAUGGAGACUCUCAACCUGGAGCCCGAGACGGUGAACGGGAUCAUCUGUGAGAGCUCUGUGCGCGGGGUGGGCGAGGGCAGCAGGUGGGAGGACCCGGGGUCACAGGGCGAGCACGCAGGCCAGCCGCUGGUCAAACUGUUGGAUUCUGGGGUGAACUUCUGCAGCCUGCAGAGGAAGACCACAGAUGUAGCCAUGCUGGUGACCAUGUUCGUGUGGUUCUUCAUGGUCAUCGUGUACGUGGUGUACUAUGUGAGGCAGAACCAAGCCGAGGCCCGCAGGCAUCUGGAGUACCUGAAGAGUUUACCGAGCCCACGCAAGACCCCGGCUGAGACGGACACUCUAAGCACCGGUUUCUGAACACCUGCUCAAGCUGUAAUCUAAAUGGAAUAAUCAAAUGCCAUUUUUAUGACUUCGAGACACUGCUUGGAGUUACCAUAAACCAACUGCAGAAGACAUAGACACUGAGAUAAGGAACCUUUCGCAGCUGUGUGAUUACAAUAUUUCUUUAUAUUUGUUACUGAGCCCCCCGUAUUUUUCUUAAUAUUUCUUCUCUUAUCACAUUUUUUCUCAGUUUAAUGAAAAAUAAGAAGUACUUGCUUACUCAUCCUACCAUCUGCACUGAGGGAAACGAGAAGAAACUGAAAAGUUAAAAAACAAAGUGUUGCAGAAGAAAAGAUUAAAUAGGAGCAUCAGAAAAGACAGACACUCUUUGAACGUAAUAACCUUUCAUCUCCCUUGUUGUCCUUCUCUUCUUUUCUUCUCCCAUCAUGCCUCAUGCUGUGCUCUUUUAUCUUUCAUUAAGCUCUAAUUAGGAGUCUUUGACCAACUGACCCUUAAUGAACACUUGAAAGGUGCUAAUCAGCUGGAGUGUGUUUAUCAGGUCAAAUAGGAGAGUGUGCAAACUCUAAUGUGUGUCCUCUUCUAAUUGCUUGUUUCAUUUGUGCGUGUAUGUGUGCACGUGGUGUAUUUUUGUGCAUUGUUGCGGUAGUUUUUCACUUUGAUAGCCAGACAUUGAUUUUGCACAGAUGCUAUUUAAGCCUUUCCCGAUACUCGAUCACCACGCCGGUUGUUUCGGUGCCACUUGAGAGCUGUUGAUCUAAAUUUACUCUCAGGAAGCCAUUAGAGCUGAGGGUUACCUAUUUUGUCUCCAAGCUGCAGCAACCAGCUCUGAAACAUCCGAACCAUUUAGCAUAAGUGCAGCCGUCACUGAUUGGUACAGGGAUAACCAAAUUUAGAAAUACGAUAUUACCUUUUAUCCUGAGAGAAGCUUUUUUUCCCCCAAUCUCUCGAGUCCUGUUUGUUUGGUCCUCCCACAGAGGCUGCACCAUAAUUAUUGACUUUUUUUUUUUGUCCCGACACUGUUAAAAAAAUGCUUUGAUAAUAAAUGGACUAAUUUUCUCAGAACGUUUAAUUUUCUGUAAUGUGAAAAUUAAUGCCACUGCUGGUGUGUACACUGCAGGUGUACUGAACAUCUAGCUCAGCUUCUACAUAUAUAUUAAACAAAAUCUGACGGGAUCAACAGCAGUGUAUUUUUCAAUUCUACUCGAGUUUAUUGUAGUCACAUUUACUUGCAUUCCCUGUGGAGCAUUCCCUGAGGGCAGGGGUUUAAGGUGUGAUUAAAUGUAUAAAUGUAUUUUCAUUCCUCAUUGUCAUAUUCAAAACUGUAAAAUACCUCCUUCAGUCUUCUUGUCAUUGUCAUUAUAAUGUGUGUUUAGGACAGAUGGACCACAGGUUGGAGGAUUAUUAGCAGGACACUAAAGCUAAACAUACACAAAAUUAUGUUAAUUUUUUAAAGAUUUUACUUUUUUUCUCCCUGUGUAUUAUUGGGUAUUAUUAGGUGAACUGAUGUUUAAAUAAUUAAGCAAACCAACAUGAGGAAAAUGACUUCUGUUUUGCAGAAAUUGACAAUAAGGCAGUUAAUUACAGGGGCUCAGAUGGCUCCUCCAUUGCCUUUUUUUAAUGAGUCACAAACCAAUAACUGGGACCCACUAGGUCAAGAGGUUUAUUUUUAAUAUUUUUAGUCUUACAGUACAAUUUCCCGAGCACCUUCAUCAAGUCAAAUAAUUCAUUUGUUUAGUACUAGUUUUGGUCCAGAUACCUGACAUACCUUUGCCAUGCUAAAUAGCAAAUAUUAGCAUGUGAUCAUACUAAACUAAGCUGGUCAUGGUAAACAUUAUCCUGCUUAACAUCAGCAUGUUGGCAUGUUCAGCUCUGAGCACCGUUGUGCUAAAGUGCUGUAAAGCCUCACAGAGCUGAUAGCAUGGCUUCGUCUUACUCGUGUAUCUUUAAUAUGUGAUGGAUUAAAGUGUAAGAACUUUUACGUGUUCAUGAUAUCUAAAAAAAAAUAUGACUGUGCCCCCUUUUAUCCAAGAAUUUGGUUGCAAAGUGGCAAAAGCUGAAGCAGAGCCUAGAAUAGGUCGACUUUCUGUGUUCUGUUAUGUGCUAAACGUGGUGUGCGUGCUUUGUAAACUACAGAGAAAGACUGGUUCAAGUCUGUGUUGUUCACAUGCUGUGAAUUAGAGCUAGAGACAGUAGAACUAUGAGUAGACCCUAUGGAGUAGACUGAUGUUGAUAGUGUUUUGGUCCAUGUGAAACCUGGUCUUGGUCGGUAAACCACAGGCUAAAAGAGGAUGAGAAUAUACAGGUAUAUUCGUUCUGUGACUUUCUAAACCAAACUGUCUGUGGAUCAACUUGUGAAGCAUUGUUGGUAUAACUUUACAUGCUCAGAAUAUUUCCUGAAUGUUAGCUGUUUGUCACAAAUCAUACAUGUGAUGUUCAUACGCCAGAGUUCAGUUUCCACAAAUGCAUCUAAAACGCCCUCUGACUUUUUAAGGUACAGUUCUGAAGAUGACCCCAAAACUCAAGAAUCAAACAUAUCCUUUGUGUGUAUUUUUUUCUGUGGAUAUUUCUUUUAUUGGUGAUGUAUUUCUGUCCCAGUGAUUUGUUUUCUGUCCUGUUUGUUAACCAAAAGUGAUUCAAACAAGGGUUAAGUCAUAGAUCGGAAACCAGUACAUUAAAUAAUAAAUGAACCAUCAAAAAGUGAUUCAGGAAAAUAAAACAACAGCAAAUCGAUAUCAAAAAUAAAAGAAACAUUGCUGUACUUUGUUCAUAGAAAUGCUUCUACAUUUUAUUUCUACUGCAGGUUGAAAAAGGCAAGAAGAUGAAGAGAAGCAGUAGAAGUACAGGAAGACAUUAUCAAUUCACAGAAUGAGCUGAUCAUGGUUGGCAGUGUUUCCCAGUUCUACUUUACCAUGCAAUAAAACUGAAGGAAAUGAUCGGAAAACUAUUUUACAUAUAUAGGUACAUGAUCUGAACUUGCACCACCUCCUCCUUCAAUGCUUUUUUAUGAAAAUCAUCAAUAAUUAAACCACAAUGGCCCCGCAUCCAUCUAUCCAUCCAUCCAUCCAUCCAUCUCUCCACUGCCUUUUCUCCAAAUCUGAGCUGUUUCUCCCCCUCGGAAAUGCAUCUGGAUGUCACCACAAAAAACAUGAAGUGGAAGCAGGGCACAGCAAAAUGUAAAGGUGUGACUUUAUUUGAGGAAACAAACACUGCCCCAGAUAUUUCAACAUGGGGGGAAACAAAACAGAAUAUAAAUAAAAAGCAACUUCAGCCUCU